AUGAAUUGGACUGAGGGCAACCUCAAUCGCCACUCUCGUGCCCGCAAAGGCAAGGAGAUCCUUCUCCGGCAGAAGGAGCACUUCGCAAAGGCUCGCGCUGGCCGUCUUGAUGCCAAUGUCAACAUCAGCCCACCCCUUCUUUCUUUUCUUGCAACUCAAGCGCAGUCACCUGUCCGUCAUGAUGCCCUGAAGUCGUCGUCCUCAAGAACACACCCGAGUGGCGGUAGGCUUCUAUCCAGUCGCUACUUCUCUGAAGCCAGUGUCAAAUUGCCGACACCGGCUGCUUUCCCAGAGCAGCAAUCGGAAGAGGAGGCUAUGCGUCAGAAAAGGCGCAGGCUCUUGCUGAAAGGUGACUGGGUGGGUACUAAUAUGCAGAAACCCAUUGAGAUGGAGUUCAUGAAGCCACGAGGAUCUCCAAGCAACCCAUGGAGCCUGAAGAAGUCGCGUCGUCAAGCCUCAAAACAAAAGUUGCGCCGGCUUCUUGGAGUGACACAUGAGGGCGGACGCAGCAAAGCCCGUGGGAGCGCGGCGACCGUCUCGCCCACCUCUCUCAGAAGGAUGAAGAUCCGAGUUGGAAGCCAUGAGAGAGCACUAGGAGACAGCUCCAACGCCAGCCCCAAAAGUAAUGGUCGUCAAGGCGAGCUUACGGGCAUUUGUGCCGACUCGGACAACGCGGCCAGCACUUUGGCUCAGGUUGGAGUCGAGCUCCCGCCGGUUCCUCUGUCCCAAGCCGAAGAAAACGAUGUGUGGAGAACUUUUGUUGCGGCCCCUGACGAUAGCUCUGCCUUGGACGAAAAGGAAACUUCUGGUCACCAAGAAGACGCCACUCAGAGACUGAUUUCACCAGGAAUCAGUCAAGUCGGAACUUCGAGACAUCGUGAUGAUACUUCCAAAAGAGCGGCUUCUGUUCGCCUAGGAACACGGUAUACCAACACUGUCGGCGAGGACAAGACUCCGAACAUGCCACCUAGUCUAUUUGUAGGCAUAUUGCCGUCAGAUCCGUCAGAUCAACGGAGCAGCGAGGCUUUGUCAACUGAUGAACAGAUCACUGCGGAUGCGGACGAUGAUAGCACUUCAAGGCUCGAGUCUGACCUUCCAAUUCCUUCAGAAAGUCCCGAACUAAUCGAUAAUGGCGCAAGCGAAGAGCAGCCCAAGAUGGUCAGCAACUCUGAUGAAAUGUCUUUGCUCGUGGUCUCAAGCUCAACAGAGCCUUCGUCUUCACUUGAGAUGGUGGGUGAAGCUACACCUUUCCAAACGGAUCAAUCAGGAGACAUCACAACUAGAAUGGACACAAAAUUCACGCAGCCAGCUAUGCUUCAGUACGAGGGGCAAGACCCAGCGUCCCGAGAUGACUUGUCUGCUGUAGUACAGAAGCAGCUGCCCAACGAGUGCACACAGGAUGAGGAUGACAUGUGGAGGCAAUUCGUGUUCGGAGACUCACUGGAGGACCUCGACCAGGUUCUGAACAACGCGAGAAGAGACACUGUGAGAAGUCUCCGGCCAUCUCUUCCAUCCACGAGCACUUCCUCAUGUGAUGAAUCUCAACAAGAUUUUGCCACGUCUUCACUUGGUCUUGGUUCAACCGACAGACGUGACUUCGCCGACAGGCCCAACCCACUUGACGCCGAAGCGUUGACCACGGUCUCAGCAAGCCACGUAGCCACUGCAGGAGCAUCCUCGCCAGAUGCAAGUUCGGAAACUGUGUCAGGGUCGCUGGAAACAGCCAUACGUACCGACCAAGCGACUGUUGGCUCUUCCAAUUCCUCGUCAGCGGAUGAUAACCACACGAGCGGACUGCUCUUCCCCAAUGACUCGGCUUCUUCCAUUCGCGAGACAGGUGCUGGCUCGUUGACCAUCAAUCCAAGACAACUUGAGAAGCAUGGUGAACCAGACGGUUGCUUCAAAUUCGCGCGUCCAAAGCUGUUUCUGGGGAAGAAGACCGGGCACGUCGAUGAACAGCGACAGAUCGCUUUGUCAGCGCCCCAAAUCAGAGGCACAACUAUGACACAUCGGCAGCGGAGGCGGACGACCGACGGGAGAGCUAACAUCAGGGAAUUGCCCAAUUAUGGUAGUGAUCCGAUCGAGGAGUUCGACGGGGAUAGCCGGUCGGAUAGAGCAGAGAAGGGAUCGCUGUUCGGCUCACUUGAGACGGAAGAUGGCUUUUGA
Messenger RNA from Diaporthe amygdali, 2166 nucleotides. RefSeq lists its product as uncharacterized. The record is from RefSeq and is a predicted model, not a curated record. The coding region runs from base 1 to 2166 and encodes 721 amino acids. Lineage: Eukaryota; Fungi; Ascomycota; Sordariomycetes; Diaporthales; Diaporthaceae. The transcript is spliced from 2 exons.